UCACUGACGCAGUGAUGAAGAUCAAGUGUCCCCACCCAAGGUCUGGUGUCAUGGCAACAACCCUUCCACCACAGCCAUGCUGAUGGUAAAAGUUCUUGUUGUGUUCUCCCCCAGAGUCUCUUUUAAAGGGCCCAAACAGGCGAUGGGUGGAAUAAUCCAUCCUCACUUUAUUCUGUCCAGCAAUUAGGCCUAUUUUCCAACACCCCAGUUUGGUUUCUUGAUUUCCAAUCCUCUGCUCCUCUUGUUUACCAGUCAUAGUCUUAACACAGUCCUUGAGUGGUACAAUUUGGCCCUUUCUGUUUAAAACAAUUGAGUCUUUCUGUCUCCACCUUUUCUUAAACAGUUCUCUAUAACAAAUCAUUGUGAUAAUUCAUGAACCUCUACCCAUUUUUCACUAGUUGAGUUUACAGUUAGGAUAAAUGUGUAGGCCCAGUUAUCACAAUAUCAACAAAGUGCAGCCUCCUCUCCGACUAGUGAAGCCUACCCCUAAGAGUUUUUUGUUUUGUUAUCGAUUCCCACCCCAUGCACACACUUUGGAGGGCCCUGCUCUGAGCUCCCAGCAAGCUAACCUGUAUUCUUGUGAUCCCACCACCUUUAGCUUCCAUAGAUCUGCUCCCCAGUCUACGCUCCGUAUUAGCUGCUGACAUUGUAGACCUCUAGUGACAAGCACCCUAUGAUUCUGCUCAUUCGUGAAGCCUUGCCGCUCCCCGAUGUGCUAUGUGGGUUGCUGUUGUCUGCCUGGAGCCUCAGAUGUCUUAUUCCUCACAGGACCACAGAAACCUGUGAUUAGCUCUGCAAGUGUUCCCCCUUCAGAGAGGCUCAAGAGGGGAUGUUCAGCAGCAAAAGUCCUUUGAGUGAAAGAUGGGAGGCUGGAUUUUAUUAAUUCAUGGUCAUUGUCCAUUGUGAUCCUUGCCUGAGAGAUCAUUCUUAUAAGCCUUACCCAUGCUCUAAAACUUCCUCCCAAAAUUAGGAAGUGGGCCAGAAAUACCAGAACAAUGAUUGUCUCUUGCCAGUAUCCCAAAGGUGUCAGAGGGUGGAUUUCUCUGUUUCCCUAGAAAGCUAUAACUCCAGGAAGCUUUCUCAGCUAGAAAACUAGCCGUCUUUUCUGGAAGAGGGUUUGAUAAAGAAAGCUUCCUGUAGUUUGACAUCUAACUCUCCAUGGAUCAUCUUGAACUGCACCACAAAAUUCAAACUACCGAGUACAGUAUGUGAAAGCAGAGGCUUUUUAGGGCAUCUCUAGAGCUUUUAUAAUCCCUGUUAGGAACUGUGGGCGACAAAGGCAUGAUUUUUGAUAGACAAUCUACCUUAUCAUGCUGUAACAUUCUCAGUGGAGUUCCCCAGGAAGUAUUGAUGGCUGCUGUGCAGCCUUUAAUGCUGUAGGAAAGGUCAAGGAGACGAUAAAAACACAAGGACAAAGGAGGCGGCCAAGCCACAGCUCAGUCCCCAAGAUUCUCCCGCUUAGGGGGCCAGAGAGAAACCUGCUAUUUUUUUAUUCUGUUUAGUUCCUGAUGAAUAUUCAUUUACAUCAGGCUCUCCAGCUCCUCUUUUCUCUUUCUUGCUUCCUUUCCUUUCUUUGUCUAAUUCCCUCUCCUUCUCUUUCCACUCUCUCCUUUGUUUCUGUCCCUUUGACCACGUUUCCACCCCCCAGAUAAUGCUCUACUUUGCCAGUCUCCAUGGGCCUGAUCUGAAAUUCAGUGAAGUCAAGAGGACUCCCAUUGACUUCACUGAGCUUUGGAUCAGACCCCCUAAGGCCUCCUUCAUUCUCCUCUCCCAGCUCUCUUCUAGAAUUGGGUACAAUUUUUCAGACAAAACUGUUUUUUUGUUUUUUGGGGGGGGGUUUGGCAGAUUCGGGUCAGCUAAAACGUUUCACCAAUUUGUGUUGAAAUGAAAAAAAAAUCAGAAAUGUCAAAAGAACCAUGUCAACAUUAUCAAAAUGAAACAUUUUGGGGGGCUAGAGUCGCAAGGGAAUUUGGCAUCAGCCACAAAAACACAGGAGAUGGAGAUGCUCCUGGUAACCUCUAGCCUAGGGAAUAGCGUACUCACCAGGGACAUGGGAGACCUGUAGAAGGACACCCACCACCUUGUUUUCCUUCUUCUCUGGCUGUUGUGAAUGUGGUCUCUCGUUUCUUUUGCUUUUAUUAAAAAUGCCCAAACCAAAAAUUUUCUGAUUUGAUUCACUGAAAAUCCUCCCCCCCGCCAAAGAAAUGGGUUGGGUUUGAACUGAACUAUUUUAUUUAUUUUUCAGAAUUGGCUGUGAACCAAACAAUCAAUUAUUCACACAGCUCUGUCCCCUUCUCCCUCUUCUCUCCAUUCCUUUCUCUACCCAUUUUUGCUCAUUCUACCUCAGGGAUAAAUGGCCGUCAGGUUGGGGGGGGGGGUUAUUAAUUUAUGCUUUUCCUAGUUGAAAAAAUAUGGCCUCCAUUCUCAUCCAAUCGACAGAACUUCUGACCCUGUACUCUGGGUACUGACCCUGCACAGCAAGCUUUACUUUAUAGGAAAGUAUGAUGGCAUUCUGCAGAAAUAGCCCCAAUACAGUUUACAUGAUAUCUGUGGGAUUGCAAGGUCUGGGGCUAUUACUGUACAAUAGUGUGAUGUAAGUGGUGAGUUCAACUCCUGGUAUGGCACUUGAAAGUAUGAUCUUUUGGCCCACAGGUAAGACAAGAUAAUGGGCUGGUAGGGGUGCAGCAUUUUGGGAUGAUCUCGGAGUGUGUGGGUGGUGCUGUGAAGUAUGAAAGGCAGGGGGGACCCUCAUCUGUUAGGUUUACCAUCGUGAAAUAGAGUGAUCAGGACCUCUUUCACUCUGCUGAGAGCAAACAGCACUCCGACCAUAAAAUAUCCUUCCCACCCUUGUCAGUGACAACUGGUUCAAAGACCAUCUGGCCAUCCACUACCAGUGCAAUCAUGUGCUGUCCCUACAUCAAUAACUCAUGUUCCAUUUAUUUAUCACCCCUGGACUCUGCACUUUAUUUAUUGCCCUGUUUUCUUAUUAGAACUGUGAUGACCUUAGCAGGAUUUGCCUGCCGUUUUCAGGACCGCCGCAUUCCAGAUGAAUUGACAGCUGAUUAAUUUCUAGUUCCCUUUGUCUGGGAAGUUGAUUGAAGUGACAUUGUCUGAUGGCCCCCCGGGAAAUGCUCAGAAUGGUAGAAAAGGACAUUGAGGCAGAAAAAAGUACGAGGUGCUUGAAGCCAGCAGUCACUAUUCAAACACACAUAACAGGAAUAAAACGCUGUAUAAAGAGAGCCACAGAAUCAGCAAACGCUUUAACUGAGCAAAGUAAAACUGCACCAAGAUCUCGCUCCAUGGAGGGAUCAACUGGCAAGCUACACAUCGAAAAUGAAUCAAGUUCUCCUGGACCAUCAGCUGCAGACAUGGACAGACUGGGGUCCACUAAAGAAGAAACUGCAGACAUUAACAGACUGGAGUCCACUAAAGAAGAAGCUGUAGACAAGGAUUGUCCAGGCUCCUCUUCACCAUCAGCCACAGAACUGAGCAAUCCAGAUGCCUCUAAGCCACCAGCUUCAGAAAUGAACUGUCCAAACUCAAGUAAGCCUCCAGUGACAGUAAUGGACUCUCCAGACUCCUGUAAAGUAUUAGUUUCAGAAAUGGACCACCGACGUUCAUCCAAAGCAUCAAUGGCAGAUAUGGACUGCCUCAUCUGCUUCAACAGGUAUCACAUUUACAGGAGACCUAAGCUCCUGGCUUGCCAACAUGCCUUCUGUGAAGUCUGCCUCAAGCUCAUCCUUCAGAACGAGGACAAUACCUGGAUGAUCACCUGCCCUCUGUGCAGAAAACCCACUGUUGUGUUUGGAGGGCUUAUCCGCACCCUUCUUGAUAAAGAAGAUAUCGUAGGCCGUUUGGAAAGCCCUUGUCCAAAUGCUGAGAUACACCUGUCUCCUGAAGGGCUACAGGGCACUGGUGGAACUCAAUCCAGCCAUGCCACUGUCUGUGAAAACCAGGACAUUCCCAGUAUCAAUCAAACAGCUGUCCAAAGACUUGUGUUGCUCUUGCUGCUUGUGGUGAUCCUGAUCAUCCUCGUACUCCCAUUUGUGUACACUGGACUGAUUAAGUGGGUCCUCUGCCUUGUGCUUAUAUUAGGGUUGAUCAUGUCUUUGGUGCUUUGCUGCAACCCUAACUUCAAUUGCAGCUCUUUGGGGAUUUCACUUCCCUUCUUCCACAAGAAAGAGAGCCACGUUAUAUCCAUUGCCUGAAAACUGGCGUGUAUUAUAGAGACAGCGGACUGGCGUUAUUUGCAAGUUGCCAAACGGGAAACAAUGGCUGAUCAUUACAAUAUAGAUCUUUAGGAACCACUGUUCUUAGAAUAAAUUCAAAACACAUCCUUAAAGUAUCCCGGUAAGAAGUAGCCACAACACACAAUAUUGCUUAAUUUUAUUAUCUGACCUAGUGAAAUAUUUGUAUUUAAUAUUUUUGAUAUGUGAGAUACAAUUAGUAAGGAUUUUCCUUGUUUGGGUUUGGUUUUGUUCUGGCGUAUUGCAUUUUGACUUGUACUGCAGAAUGUUUAUUAUAUGAAAUGCUUAUCAGCUGGCUUCCUGGGAAGACCAGUAAAACAUCUGCCAGUGUGUUUGUAGAUACCCUUCUUAGCUUGUGUAUAUUUGUUCUUGGUAGAGAGGCUUGGGAUAAAGUUAAAAACAACCAUAAAGACAAUGCUCUUGGUGGGCACAUUGAAUCUGCUUUUUAAGUAGGGUUUCUGGUAUGUAGAAUUUCUCCAUAGCCUUGAUGGAGACUCUCCUGUGUUCUUUACCAAGCAAAUGGUUCCACUUACUUGAACAAAGAACACUAACCCGAAUAAGACUAUUUCUCACUAUUCAGUCUUAUGCCUGCCCCACCUCUGUUCUUGCCCUCUUCGCAUAAAGCCUAGAGUAUGACAUUGUAUUCUAAGAUGUGUGGUUCCUUAUGCAGGGAUCAAAGAGAAGGAACUUGUUAAUCACUAAAACACACCUUGUGGUACUUCUGUAUGCAAUGUGUCCAUUAAAGUUUAAUAAA
Messenger RNA from Chrysemys picta bellii (western painted turtle), 5001 nucleotides. RefSeq names its product ring finger protein 186 (gene RNF186). Gene Ontology annotation, biological process: protein ubiquitination. NCBI's taxonomy places the organism in Eukaryota, Metazoa, Chordata, Testudines, Emydidae. Gene Ontology annotation, molecular function: ubiquitin protein ligase activity. The record is from RefSeq and is a predicted model, not a curated record.